AUGGCUACCGCAUUCACAUCCGCACGAAAUUAUAUUGACGAUCCAUUCUGGACCCCAAUCCUACCUACAGACUCUUCAAGUGCGGUUAAAACCCUCGUAAACGAGAAAGACUCACACGCCGAACGGAUACAAAUUUUCGAUACUCGGCGGCAGAUCAUCUCCCAAGAUCUGGUUCGUGGGAUAAUAGAAGGUCUCAAAUCUGCGGAACGGGAAUCACCUCCUCUGCUUCUAUGGAACGAACCAGGAUUAUCCUUAUUCGAUGCAGUCAUUGGCUCCCCAGAUUACUACCCGGCUAGACGAGAAUGGCUCCUAUUACAUGACUCUAUUCAGGAAAUUGUUGCAACUAUUGCUAAUGGUGACAGAGUGAUUGAACUCGGGGCAGGAAACAUGAAGAAGACUGCAUUUUUCCUUCAAGCUCUACAGGCACAGGGAAAGUAUGUCGAAUACUAUGCCUGCGAUGUUGAUCAAGAAAGUUUGAGAAAGUCUCUCCUUGAGCUUCAGUGCGUCUUGUCCUCUGCCAGUUCCACCAUUAAGCUUCACGGUCUGCUCGGCACUUAUGAAGAUUGUGCAGCUUGGUUGAAGGGACACGAAAGCUCUUCGCACACAUAUGUCUUCUGGUUAGGUAACAGUAUUGCCAACUUCACACCUUCUGAAGCAGCGGAAUACACACGAGCAUUCCUUAGCAACACCGUUUCUAUGAUUGUUGGGCUAGAUGGCUCCCAAGAUCAACGGGAGAUUGCAUUGUCCUACGAGGGUCCCUCCAACCGAGAGUUUGUCCUCCAAGGCUUGACACAUGCUAACCAGUUAUUAAAUACUGAAGUCUUUAAUUUGGACGAUUGGGGUUUUGCUGGAAGUUGGAACCCCGCCGUAUGGAUGCAUGAAAGUUACUACAUUGCGUAUAAGGACCUUUCGAUAUCUGUCUAUGGUGAAAUAUAUGAGUUCAAGAGAGGCGACAAGCUUCGCUCUAUUCGGAGCGGAAAAUGGCCUCAGGGAAAGGCUAUAGAAAUCUGCGAGGAAGCUGGAGGGAUCCUCACUAAAGCUUGGAUGAAUCAAGAGAAGUCCUAUGGAGUCUAUCUUUUUGAGAAGCAUAGAUCGUGA
Molecule: messenger RNA, 1098 nt
Organism: Clonostachys rhizophaga
Lineage: Eukaryota; Fungi; Ascomycota; Sordariomycetes; Hypocreales; Bionectriaceae
Source: the annotation of a GenBank genome assembly